Echinops telfairi (small Madagascar hedgehog) is the source of this 1713-nucleotide messenger RNA. It is a transcript of the gene TRIM68, whose product is annotated as tripartite motif containing 68. The record is from RefSeq and is a predicted model, not a curated record. The transcript has 7 exons. The coding region runs from base 161 to 1618 and encodes 485 amino acids. Gene Ontology annotation, molecular function: zinc ion binding; protein binding. Lineage: Eukaryota; Metazoa; Chordata; Mammalia; Afrosoricida; Tenrecidae.
UAGAUUCAGGGUUUAUGGGAGCCGUCGCUCGGGAAGCUGCCAAAUUCGACCGUAGGAAGCAAGGGUUUCUACUUUCGGUUUGCGCCGCGGAUCGCUAGACCAGGCCGAGGAAAGAGCCUCCACUACCUCUCCCUGGUUUUACUUGUUCUGAGAAGGCGCCAUGGAUUCUGCAGCUUUGGUGGAAGCCAUUGUGGAAGAAGUGGCCUGUCCCAUCUGCAUGACCUUCCUGAAGGAGCCUGUGAACAUCGACUGUGGUCACAGUUUCUGCCACAGCUGUAUCGCUGGACUCUGGAAGGUUCCAGGAGAAGCCCACCACUGGGGUUACACCUGUCCACUCUGCCGGGCUCCUGUGCAACCUAGGAACCUGCGGCCCAACUGGCAGCUGGCCAAUGUGGUGGAAAAAGUUCGCCUGCUAGGUUUUCACCCAGGAAUGGGAUCGAAGGGUGAUAUGUGUGAGCCCCACGAACAGUGGCUGAAGCUGUUCUGCAAAGAAGAUGGCAUGAUGGUGUGUGAGGCCUGCAGCCAGUCCCCAGAGCAUGAGACCCACACUAUUGUGCCCAUAGAGGAUGUCGCCUGGGAGUAUAAGUGGAAACUCCAUGAGGCUCUGGAAGAUCUGAGACAAAAGCAAGAAGAGGCUUGGAAACUGGAAGUUGCUGAAAGAAAAAGAACUGCCAACUGGAAGGUCCAAAUGGAAACUCGAAAGCAGAGUAUCAUCUGGGAGUUUGAGAAAUACCACCGAUUACUAAAGGAAACACAGACACCAAGUCAGCAGCCACAGGCGGAAGCAGCUGCCGCUCUGGCCAGCCUAGAACAAGAGGAGAGGGAAACGAUGCAGCAAGUGAGGUUGAAUCAUGAUAAGCUGGUCCAGCAGAGCCAGGUCCUGUGGAGAAUGAUUACAGAGCUGGAAGAGAGGUCUCAGAGGCCUCUCCGGUGGAUGUUGCAGGGUGUUCAGGAAGUCUUGAACAGGAGCAAGGCCUGGAGCCUACAGCAGCUAGAACCAGUCUCCCUGGAGCUAAAGACUGAGUGCCGUAUACUGGGACUUAAAGAGAUCCUGAAAACAUAUGCAGCUGAUGUAAUCCUGGAUCCAGACACUGCUUACUCCCGACUCAUCGUAUCCGAGGACAGAAAAAGUGUUCACUAUGGAGACACCAAGCAGAAACUGCCUGACAAUCCUGAGAGAUUUUACCGCUACAAUAUUGUCCUGGGCAGCCAGUGCUUCUCUUCAGGCCGGCACUACUGGGAGGUGGAGGUCGGAAACCGGUCAGAAUGGGGUCUAGGAGUGUGUAAGGAAAAUGUGGACCGCAAGGAGGUGGUCUAUUUAUCCCCCCACUAUGGAUUCUGGGUGAUACGGCUGAGGAAGGGAAAUGAGUACCGGGCAGGCACUGAUGAAUACCCACUCCUAUCCUUAUCAGUGCCUCCACACCGGGUGGGAGUUUUCCUGGAUUAUGAGGCGCAUGAUAUCUCCUUCUACAACAUGACUGACAAUGGCUCCCACAUCUUCACUUUCCCCCACUAUCCCUUCCCGGGGCGCCUCCUGCCCUACUUUAGUCCUUGCUACAGCAUUGGCUCCAACAACAGUGAUCCUCUGACCAUCUGCUCCCUGAAUGGUGAAGACUAAGACAGUUGCCGUAUUAGCCAGAGACCUUGAACUUCACCUGGUUCACAAGGGUCUUGGAGACCCCUGCCUGACCAGUGUCCCCGUGAGCUGAGCUA